This is a messenger RNA of Pseudozyma hubeiensis SY62, 381 nucleotides long. RefSeq lists its product as hypothetical. NCBI's taxonomy places the organism in Eukaryota, Fungi, Basidiomycota, Ustilaginomycetes, Ustilaginales, Ustilaginaceae. The transcript is spliced from 2 exons. The record is from RefSeq and is a predicted model, not a curated record. Bases 1 to 381 code for a protein of 126 amino acids.
AUGGACGGGGCGACGCGCUGUGGGAGAGGGAAAAUUGAGAGUUGCCCCGUUCGCGACGCUUCCAAUGCGCAGAUGACGGGGGUUUUGAACCGAUCCAUCCACCAAAGGCGCCACACGGACUCGGACAGACUCGAAGAGAUCAUCGUCCGCUCAUCUCAGUAUCGUGCAUCCUCGCCUUCGACGGUUCACCCCAUCCGUAGCCUCGGUACAUGCACAGUAUCAUCGCCAUCAGAAAAGCCAACACCAGCGUAUCCUCGAAUUGAUCGGAUACUGCGCUGGGCAUCCUCUCUGAAGCUGAAAGCUGCCAACUCCACCAGAGUAUCUGCAUCUACGCUCCUCGCACUACGAAUCGCAUCAUUCUCCUCACUCGGAUCAGCCUAG